AUGCUCUCCAAGCUCAAGAGAACGUGCAGGCGUAUUAUUGGGUCCUCGGACGAGGAUAUCCCUGUGAUUUCGUCGCGGGACUGGGCCGAGAACCUCGCGCAAAACCCCAGUCGCCGAGCGAUCGACUAUGUGACGAGUCUCUUCCCGAUCUUCAGCUGGAUCACCCGCUACAACCUUGGAUGGGCCAGUGGGGACGUCAUCGCCGGGCUCACCGUGGGCAUCGUUCUGGUCCCUCAAAGCAUGUCCUACGCCCAGAUCGCCACACUCCCUCCCGAGUACGGACUGUAUUCGUCUUUCGUUGGGGUCCUUGUGUACUGUUUCUUCGCCACAUCGAAAGAUGUCUCCAUCGGUCCCGUCGCCGUCAUGUCUCUCACCGUCGCGCAGAUCAUCAAACACGUGAACGACAGCCACCCGGACGUGUGGGCGGGUCCGCAGAUCGCCACCACGGUCGCCUUUAUAUGUGGCUUCAUCGUCCUCGGGAUUGGCCUACUGCGCCUCGGAUGGCUCGUCGAGUUCAUCCCCGCGCCUGCGGUCAGCGGGUUCAUGACAGGAUCAGCGCUCAACAUCGUGUCUGGCCAGCUCCCGGGACUGAUGGGUAUCAGCGGCUUCGACACCCGCGCGGCGACUUACAAAGUGUUCAUCAAUACACUGAAGGGGCUUCCACGCACGAAGCUUGACGCCGCCUUCGGAAUCACCGGGCUGGUGUCUCUGUACGCCAUCCGCUGGAUCUGUGACCGCCUUUCCAAGCGCUACCCUACCAAAGCGCGGUUCUUCUUCUUCAUGUCCGUCUUCCGGAACGCGUUCGUCAUCGUCGUUCUCACGAUCGCAUCCUGGCUGUUUACUCGCCACCGCAAGGGGUCCGACGGCAAGUACCCCAUCAAGAUCCUGCAGGAUGUGCCGAGGGGCUUCAAGCACCUGGGCCAGCCGAUUAUCGACCCAGAGCUCGUGAAGGCGCUCGCCGGGGAGCUCCCCGUCGCUACUAUCAUCCUCUUCUUGGAGCACAUCGCCAUUUCGAAGUCCUUCGGUCGGGUGAACGGGUACAAGAUCGAUCCCAACCAGGAGCUAAUCGCCAUCGGCGUGACCAACACCAUCGGCACGCUCUUCGGCGCAUACCCCGCGACCGGCUCCUUCUCGCGCUCCGCCCUGCAGUCCAAGUCCGGCGUGCGCUCGCCCGCGUCCGGCCUCUUCAGCGCCGUCGUCGUCAUCGUCGCGCUCUACGGGCUCACCCCCGCCUUCUUCUGGAUCCCCUCCGCCGCGCUGUCCGCGGUGAUCGUGCACGCCGUCGCGGACCUCGUCGCGUCCCCGCGGCAGGUGUACUCCUUCUGGCGCGUGUCGCCCGUCGAGCUCGUCAUCUGGGUCGCGUCCGUGCUCGUGACCGUGUUCGCGACGAUCGAGGACGGGAUCUACACGUCCGUCGCCGCGUCGCUCGCGCUCCUUCUCGUGCGGCUCGCGCGCCCGCGCGGGCACUUCCUCGGGCGCGUCACGCUGCACAACACCAACGAGUCCAGCUCGCGCGACGUGUAUAUCCCGCUGAGCCCGAACAAGUUCCUGAUGAAUGAACAUGUGAAGGUGUACCCGCCGUCCCCAGGCGUAGUCGUGUACCGCUUCGAGGAGAGCUUCCUGUACCCGAACUCGUCGCUCGUGAACGACGCGAUCGUGGACUUCGCGAAGGCGCACACGCGCCGCGGACGCGACAUGACAGGGGUGAAAUCUGGGGACCGCCCGUGGAACGACCCGGGGAAGAACAACGAGGUCGAGGACAACGCCGAGAAGCCGCUGCUGCACGCCGUCGUGCUGGAUUUCUCUGCAGUGUCACACCUGGACACGACGGGCGUGCAGGCCCUCAUCGACACCCGGACGGAGGUGGAGCGGUGGGCGGACCACCCCGUAGAGUUCCACUUCGCCACGAUACUCUCGCCCUGGAUCCGUCGCGCGCUCGUGGCAGGGGGCUUCGGCGGCGGCACCCUUACGACGCGCAUGCACGAGGAGAUCGCGCCCGUCACCCGGUACCACGACCAGUACAUCGCCGACCCGGAGCACAUCGGCCCCGCCAAGGGCACGCACGAGCGGGAGGACGACCUCGAGGCGCCGCCGAACAUUGCACAGAUCAGCGUGCGCUCGUCGUCUGAGGGCACGGUGCGGUCGGUCCCGGGCGACGCGGCGGCCCCGAUGAUGCUCCCUUCGACGCCGUUCUUCCACCUCGACGUCGCGACCGCGGUGCGCGCGGCGGAGGGCGGUGUUACCCGCCCGUCGUCUAUAAUGGAGACGGGCAAGGUCUGA
Molecule: messenger RNA, 2280 nt
Organism: Trametes versicolor FP-101664 SS1
Lineage: Eukaryota; Fungi; Basidiomycota; Agaricomycetes; Polyporales; Polyporaceae
Product: sulfate permease
Exons: 10
Coding region: 1-2280 (759 amino acids)
Biological process (GO): transmembrane transport
Cellular component (GO): membrane
Molecular function (GO): secondary active sulfate transmembrane transporter activity
Source: RefSeq, a predicted model, not a curated record